CCCACCCUUCAUGCCGAUAAGAUAGUCCGUGAUAGUAUGAUGGUAACGUUCAUACUUCGUGAAACAAGACUUCAUGUGGCAUAUGAAGCUGGAUAUGAAGCAGGUGCUUUUCUGCAUCACCAUUGUGACUUUGGUGGGCUGCACUGCAGCUCACUUGGAUGCAGAGCAUCACACCCAUGCAUCAUCAACAGAAAAAGUGCCUGUGACAGUACAUGAUGGAAGUCCGUUCCCGCCGGCGGCCACGGCGGCGCUGGACGUGGGGUUCGCGCACGGAUUCGUCGCGGCCUUCUCCGUCAUCAUCGUGUCCGAACUGGGCGACAAGACCUUCUUCAUCGCGGCUAUCAUGGCCAUGCGCCACCCCCGGACGGCGGUGCUGCUGGGCGCCGUCGCCGCCCUCUUCGCCAUGACCGUGCUGUCCGUGCUGCUGGGCUUCUCGGCCCAGGUGAUCCCGCGCCUCUACACUUACUACAUCUCCAGCGCCCUGUUCGCCUUGUUCGGCUUCAAGAUGCUCUACGACGGCAUCCGUAUGGGUCAGAACGAGGCGCAGGAGGAGUUCGAAGAGGUGCAAACGGAUCUGCGCAAGCGCGAGGACGAGCGCUCGAAGACGCCACUGGAUGUAGAAGCAGGACGAGAGCGACACAGCCCCCUGUCGUUCGUGUCAGGCGUCUUCCUGGAGGCGUUCACGCUGACAUUCCUGGCCGAGUGGGGCGACCGCUCGCAGAUCGCCACCAUCCUCCUCGCGGCUAGAGAGGUCGCCCGCCGGCAGGAUGCGUGGGGCGUGACACUGGGCAGCUUUUUGGGGCAUUCUCUGUGCACCCUGCUGGCUGUGGUCGGCGGCCGUCUCAUCGCGCAGCGGAUUUCGGCCAAAACAGUCACGCUGCUGGGAGGCGUGGUGUUCCUGGUGUUCGCCGUCAGCGCGCUCUUCAUCAGCCCGGACAGCUAGAGCGGCCCGGCCGCGGCGGCUGCCAACACGCGCGGCCCACGGAGCCGGUGGAGCGGCCCCCGCCGGCUGACGCGAUGUGCGACACCCCUGUGGGCGGCGUAGAGGCGCCCAAUGCAGCAGCUCCCAUUCCAGUUUGUUGUUUUCCGCCGGAUUUAGAUGAUUGGGAAGUGGGGAGCAGCGGGAUGGUUACUAGAUGUCAGUGGGUCACACAUUUGUUUUAUUUAUUGAUCGUUAUUAGCUGUUGCCGAGGUUGAUAUUUUGAUGACUUAACUAGUCAGCAGCUUCUGACAAAGCAGCCUAGUCAAGGGUGCCGGCGAUAUUGCCCAUCGCCUCGUGUGGGGCACCCAAUGGACGGGCGCGUAGAUAGUGCCAAAGAUCAUAUUACCGAUAUGCAGGAAGAUUCGACAAGAUUCUGGACUCUGUGUCGUAGGCAGCGCAGUGCCGUCCAUCAUGUUCCGUUGCGACGUUUUAUGCCGACCGUUUCAGCUUGACCGAGAUUGUUGGGGCGUCUCGUGUUCACAAGGAGUCCAGUUGGCGGCCUGCUAGCCUGGCGUGGGUCUCACCUUAUGCGUGUGUUAUGGCCCUGGUUCGAGCCUGCAGAUUCGGCCGCGGAAGUACGUCACCGUUGAAUUCCGGGCGGAUGUGCUUGUAACUCAGCAGGCAAACUGAUAUGCCAAUGAACUUGUAACUUACGGUUUUGUCAUUGUAAGGCCGAGGCUCACAUUCGUUGGUUCUUACGCUGCCUGUUCACGCGUGAGACCGAAACUGGCCUGGGCAUCACCAUAGUGGUAUGAACCGACAUUUCGCUGAGAUCAUUGAGUUCUGCAUGUCGUCACACGUUGCUUAGUGUGUUACGCGUGUAGUCUUUGUCUCAUUCAACGUCAGGACGACCGCGAAUAGGCGCUAUUGACCCGGUCUCUGCGUUUGGGGGAACGCGGUGGAUAUGGCACAUACAAUGGAAGUUUCUUGCAGUCAGUUCAUGGCUUCAGGUUGUCACCUUAAAGCUGAGAUGCCGAGAUUCAAAAGCAGGAUGUUUUCAUUGACCCUGUUUUCACUGAAACAAAGCGAAUACCGCAUGGCCUGUGGUUGCUACCUCAGAGGUCGCUCGUUCUACAAACCGGCCUGCU
Molecule: messenger RNA, 2070 nt
Organism: Pollicipes pollicipes
Lineage: Eukaryota; Metazoa; Arthropoda; Thecostraca; Pollicipedomorpha; Pollicipedidae
Product: transmembrane protein 165
Exons: 7
Coding region: 74-943 (289 amino acids)
Biological process (GO): Golgi calcium ion homeostasis; calcium ion transmembrane transport; Golgi calcium ion transport
Cellular component (GO): Golgi apparatus
Molecular function (GO): manganese ion transmembrane transporter activity; calcium ion transmembrane transporter activity
Source: RefSeq, a predicted model, not a curated record